AUGUGUUGCGCGCAACAGCCCAGUAACAUAGCGAACAAAAGGAGUUUCGUUGAGGCAUUUCCUCGAGCAGUUUGUGGGCACUUCCAUGGCAGAGCAGAAGAGGUGCAAAUUCCACCACCUCCAAAGCGUUUUUUGGCGAGGAGAGGUGCAGGUGCAUCUCCUUGCACUUUUGUGGGUCCGUCAUUGCACCUUGGUAGUAAAAGGAGAGUAGGUUGGUUGAUAGAGAAUCCAUUUGAAGCUGAGCCUCUAACAUUAAGUAUGGAUGUAAUCAUGAGAUUAUGUGACAAUUGCACUUUGUGA
This is a messenger RNA of Prunus armeniaca (apricot), 300 nucleotides long. The record is from the annotation of a GenBank genome assembly. Lineage: Eukaryota; Viridiplantae; Streptophyta; Magnoliopsida; Rosales; Rosaceae.